AUGAAGACGAUGAAGCUAUUAAACGCCACAGUUUCGGUCGCAGUUGCAGCAACGGUUCUUAUGUUAAUGUUGGGAUCAUCAGAUGCUCAACUUCAAAUGAAUUUCUACGCGAAGAGCUGUCCAAAUGCGGAGAAAAUCAUUUCAGAUCAUAUUCAGAAGCAUAUCCAUAAUGGUCCUUCUCUUGCAGCUCCUCUCAUCAGAAUGCACUUCCAUGACUGCUUCGUCAGGGGAUGCGAUGGAUCAGUGUUGAUAAAUUCGACAUCAGGGAACGCAGAAAAAGAUUCAGCACCGAAUCUAACACUUAGAGGAUUCGGCUUCGUUGAGAGGAUUAAGACUCUUCUUGAAGCAGAGUGUCCUAAAACCGUUUCAUGCGCUGAUAUCAUCGCUUUGACCGCUAGAGACGCAGUUGUUGCAACCGGAGGCCCUUCGUGGAGAGUCCCGACAGGAAGAAGAGACGGGAGGAUCUCAAACACGACGGAGGCUUUGAACAACAUUCCGCCGCCGACUAGUAACUUCACGACGUUACAACGACUUUUCGCUAACCAAGGCCUUAAUCUCAAAGACCUUGUCCUGCUCUCCGGGGCACACACGAUCGGUGUCUCGCAUUGUUCUUCCAUGAAUACACGUCUCUACAACUUCUCGACGACAGUCAAACAAGACCCAUCUCUAGACACCGAGUACGCAGCGAAUCUAAAGGCCAACAAAUGUAAAAGCCUCAAUGACAACAGCACCAUCCUCGAGAUGGAUCCCGGUAGUCGUAGAAGCUUCGAUCUCAGCUAUUACAGGCUUGUUCUAAAGAGGAGAGGUCUCUUCCAGUCUGACUCUGCCCUGACGACUAACUCAGCUACGUUGAAAAUGAUCAACGACUUGGUCAACGGUUCUGAACAGAAGUUUUACAAGGCUUUCGCUAAGUCAAUGGAGAAGAUGGGGAGGGUUAAAGUGAAGACUGGCUCAGCCGGCGUGAUCAGGACACGGUGUUCUGUUGCCGGAAGUUAA
Molecule: messenger RNA, 996 nt
Organism: Microthlaspi erraticum
Lineage: Eukaryota; Viridiplantae; Streptophyta; Magnoliopsida; Brassicales; Brassicaceae
Source: the annotation of a GenBank genome assembly